UUUCAGGAACCGGCUGAUCGCUCCCCCCCCCUUCCGCUCGCUGCCACUGAAGCAGCCCGAGCCGGCCUUUUGGCCGCCGCCGAGGAGCUCGCUGGGCCCAGCGGAGGGAAGGGGGGAGGCCCGAAGGGACGCCUCAGUCAGUCGUCAGGAUUUGGAGCCGGAGAGAGGGGGCGAGGCUGGGCCGGGGCUUCCGCCUGGGGUCGGUCCCCCCUGCCCCGGCUCUGUGCCCAGCCCUCUGAGGGAAGCAGGCAGGCAGGCAGGCCGGGGGCUGAGAGCUGCUCCUUCUAGAUGGGAGGAUAGGCGGUGACCAUGUUCAGCUUCGAAGGGGAUUUCAAAACCAGGCCCAAGGUGUCCCUUGGAGGAGCCAGCAAGAAGGAGGAGAAGGCAUCUCUUUUGCAUCGGACACAAGAAGAAAGAAGGAAACGAGAGGAAGAAAGGAGAAGGCUGAAAAAUGCAAUCAUCAUCCAGUCCUUUGUACGGGGAUACAGAGACAGAAAGCAUCAAUAUUCCAUUCAGAGGAGCGAAUUUGAUCGUUAUGCUAAUUUAGCACAAUCUGGAGGAAUUUUCUCCACCGCCAAUGGAGCAAAUCUGACCCUUUUAGUUCGGCAACUUCUGUUUUUCUAUAGACAUAACGAGGAUUCCAAGCGUUUGAUAUGGAUAUGUCAAAAUUUGAUUAAGCAGAAUUCUCAGUUUCUGAAGCAGCUUGAUGGGCCUGACAAACUAACAUGCCUGUUCCAGAUCAAAAGGCUGCUGGGAUUAUGUUGCAGAUUGCUCCAAAACUGCAGUGACGACAGUCUGAAUGUUGCACUUCCUAUGCGGAUGCUUGAAGUAUUUUCUUCUGAGAAUACCUAUUUGCCUAUUUUACAAGAUGCUCACCAUGUAGCAUCCAUCAUUGAACAAAUCUUGCACUAUGUGAUUCAAAAAGGAUACUACAGGUCCCUUUACCUGCUAAUAAAAAGCAAGCUUCCAUCAAGCAUUGAGUAUUCUGACGUUUCUCGGGUUCCUAUUGCAAAGAUAUUGCUAGAGAAUGUUCUGAAGCCAUUGCACUUUAAUUAUAGCUCCUGUCCAGAAGAUGCCAGGCAACAGAUCUUUGCUGCUUUUACAGAAGAAUUCUUGGCAGCACCUUUUACAGACCAGAUAUUCCAUUUCAUCAUUCCAGCUCUUGCAGAUGCGCAGACCUGUUUCCCUUAUGAACUCUUUCUGAAUGCACUAUUGUUAACAGAAAACAGGCGUUCAAGAAAAAGCGAGAGAGCACCUUGGCUUUUUUACUUUGUUCUAACAGUUGGCGAAACAUAUUUAGGGUCUCUUUCAGAAGAAGGGCUGCUUGUGUAUUUACGAGUACUCCAGAUGUUUCUUUCUCAGUUACCUGUAUCUGCGUCAGGUACACACUGUCAGGAUUCAGCUAGUGACUCAGAAGAUGAGGAUGAGGAGAUCAGUAAGAUGACUUCAGUGCCUGGUGAUGGAAGAAUAUCAGUCCAAUAUAUAACAGAAGAAUGUCUUUCAAAACUGGAUACAAAACAGCAAACAAACACACUAUUGAAUAUGGUUUGGAGAGAUUCAGCUAGUGAAGAGGUCUUCACGCUGAUGGCCUCCAUCUGCCACACGCUGAUGGUGCAGCACCGGAUGAUGGUGCCAAAAGUCAGACUUCUAUACAGCUUAGCUUUUAAUGCCAGGUUCCUGAGGCAUCUUUGGUAUUUAAUCUCAUCGAUGACAACACGAAUGAUUACUGGGUCUAUGGUGCCACUACUGCAGGUCAUAUCACGAGGCUCUCCAAUGUCUUUAGAAGAUUCCAGCCGGAUCAUCCCUCUCUUCUAUCUUUUUAGCUCUUUGUUUAGUCACUCACUUAUUUCUAUACAUGAUAAUGAAUUCUUUGGCGAUCCAAUAGAAGUUGUAGGUCAAAGACAAUCAUCAAUGAUGCCUUUUACAUUAGAAGAACUGGUAAUAUUAUCUCGUUGCCUACGAGAUGCUUGCUUAGGAAUUAUUAAAUUGGCCUAUCCAGAAACUAAACCAGAAGUUCGUGAAGAAUACAUUGCAGCAUUUAGAAGCGUUGGUGUUACCACAAAUACAGAAAUGCAACAGUGUAUACAAACAGAACAGAAACGAUGGAUUCAGCUCUUUAAGGUAAUCACUAACUUGGUGAAAAUGUUGAAGUCUAGAGAUACAAGAAGAAACUUCUGCCCAUUAAAUCAUUGGCUGUCAGAACAAGAAAACAUUAAAGCAGAUAAGGUUACACAGCUUUAUGUGCCAUCAGCCAGGCAUGUAUGGAGAGUGAGAAGGAUGGGAAGAAUAGGGCCACUUCAGUCUACUUUGGAUGUGGGUUUGGAACCAGCUCCCCUUUCUGUUUCUGAGGAACGGCAGCUUGCAAUACUGACUGAGCUACCUUUUGUAGUUCCCUUUGAAGAAAGAGUUAAGAUCUUUCAAAGACUGAUCUAUGCUGACAAACAAGAAGUUCAGGGAGAAGGUCCAUUUCUGGAUGGAAUUAACGUCACUAUCCGAAGAAAUUACAUUUAUGAAGAUGCCUAUGACAAACUCUCUCCUGAAAAUGAACCUGACUUGAAAAAACGAAUUCGUGUUCAUUUACUAAACGCCCAUGGGCUGGAUGAAGCUGGUAUCGAUGGGGGAGGAAUAUUCAGAGAAUUUCUGAACGAACUGCUUAAAUCAGGGUUUAAUCCUAACCAAGGCUUUUUUAAGACCACAAAUGAAGGACUGCUUUACCCUAAUCCUGCGGCACAUAUGCUUGUUGGAGAUUCUUAUGCAAGGCAUUACUAUUUCCUUGGGAGAAUGCUUGGAAAGGCUUUAUAUGAAAACAUGCUUGUUGAGCUUCCAUUUGCUAGUUUCUUCCUCUCCAAAUUGCUGGGGACAAGUGCGGAUGUGGAUAUUCAUCACCUGGCCUCACUGGAUCCUGAAAUGUACAAAAAUUUGCUUUUCCUCAAGAGCUAUGAAGGGGAUGUGGAAGAACUUGGUCUGAACUUUACUGUGGUGAAUAAUGAGCUCGGGGAGGCCCAGGUGGUUGAACUGAAGCCAGGAGGAAAGGAUAUUCCCGUCACCAGUGCUAACCGUAUUGCAUACAUCCAUCUUGUGGCAGACUACAGGUUAAACAAACAGAUCCGGCAGCAUUGCCUGGCUUUCAGGCAGGGUCUUGCCAAUGUUGUUAAUCUGGAGUGGCUUAGGAUGUUUGAUCAGCAAGAAAUUCAGGUUUUGAUUUCUGGUGCGCAGGUUCCUAUCAGUCUAGAUGACCUUAAAACUUUUACCAACUAUUCAGGUGGUUAUUCUGCAGAUCAUCCAGUAAUCAAGAUUUUUUGGAGAGUCGUAGAAAGCUUCACUGAUGAAGAAAAACGUAAAUUGCUGAAGUUUGUCACCAGCUGCUCCCGCCCUCCUCUGUUGGGGUUUAAGGAAUUGUAUCCUGCCUUUUGUGUACACAAUGGAGGAUCGGAUCUAGAGAGACUACCCACUGCCAGCACCUGCAUGAAUUUACUGAAGCUUCCAGAGUUUUAUGAUGAAAACCUUAUGCGGAGCAAACUUCUUUACGCCAUUGAAUGUGCUGCUGGAUUUGAGCUGAGCUGAAGUUUAAUCAGACGCCCCGUCAAGGAACUAAUCAAUCAGUGCCUACCCCAUAAGCAGCGCUCAUACCAAGUCGGUUCAGGGAAUCCCGUGUAGGUUUCUGCCGCUCAUUGUCCUAUCAAACACUCUCCAGUAGGUUUCAGUUUAGCGAAAGAUGUUAACUUGCUGUCACUCGUUAGCAUUUAACUACAUUGACGCUACCUUGUUCUGAUUUAAAUUAAUGAAUGCUGCGUGCAAUUUUGGUAGGUUUUUCCAAGGGAAGAGCAUGUUUGAGCACAGCAACCAUCUUAGUGAAAAUAACCAAAGAUGAAGCUUUUGAGUUUGUGCUGUUCAGAUACAAAUCACAAGCCUGGCAAUAAAGCAACGUGCAAAGCAACCGCUGGGAUGAAUACAGGGAGGUCUCCUCGGAGGGGGAAGCAAAACCAUUUUUUCCUCAAGCGUCCCAGAAACAAGAGGCUAAAAACGACUAGUGAUGAAAAUAGUUCCACAUCUUUUUUCAAGCAGCAGAAAUUGUUUACAAAUCUUUCUGCAACUGCAAUUUGUUACAACUGAGAGCCGAAUUCAUUUUGAUUAUCUUGGUAGUAAGUGUUAGAGAGAGCUUUAUGUCCUUUCUGUGUUUUUGAAAUCCAGAUGGUCACGCUUGGUCUUCAGUUACUACCUAAACCUUUGUCAUGAUCAGUUGAACGUUGUUACAAGCUGAUGUAACUAUCUGUGUGGAUUCCCCCCUCCCCCCGGCCAUUCUUUCAUUUUCUCUUCUGUGCCUGUAGACUUUUUUAAAAAAUGUAUCAAUCUUCAGCGUAUAGAUUACGAUAGUUGUGACUUUGAAAAAAGCAGAUAUUUGUAUCGGCUAUUAAAAAUAAUUUUGAACUGCAGCAUCAGGCUUUAUCUUUUAUAUCUGAAAGCCUGCAAGCGUUCAUGUAAUUUCAUUUGCUUCGUCCACCCAGGUUAAGUGUGUGUGUGUGUAUGUGUGUGGUGUACAAACUCUGGGCUGGCUGCUCUCACUAUUUUCUGUGGCUUAAGCACCCAGGGGCCCACUUUGCACAGCUUACAGGUCUGUUUGGACGCGGAGGAGGGGGAAAUCUGACAAUUGUCUGUAUUUGAAAUGUUUGUUUCAUAUGAGAGGAGAUGGCUGAGAAAUGGCCCCAGCGCUGGAUCGACACCUUCAUGUGCAAUUCUCACUUUAAAAAAAUUAUAUAUAAAUAAUUGGAACUUAAAUCAUCAACAGGCAGAAUCAAGUUCAUCCACUAAAAGAGACCCAAGAACUUUACAACAGGGGCUACGCCAUUUAUGGUCUCUGGACUUUAAAAAAUAACCUAUUUUACUGCUGCAGGAAGCUCCUGAAUUUCAUAUUUAAUUAGCAGUAAAUAGCAAUAUAUUUUAAAUGUGCAAAAGAGCUCUGAGUGAUUUUAAGAUGUUUACUAGUGUUAGUACAAAAUGUAUAAUUUCAUGAUUUGGAUUAAAAAAUGAAGUGUUAAAAAUACUAUUUGUAGUCCCAAUGUAUAGAAAUAAAACAGUUGUUUUCUUUUUGGUUUUGCUCGAAGCUGUUUUAUUUAUGGAAAUUGUUACAAUAUGUUGCCUGUGUUUUUCCUAAAUGUUGGCUGCCUGUGUAUGUUUUAAAGAACAAAAACAUAUGGAUUAUUGACUGAAACCCAGAAGGACUAUAGAAACCACCCUCCUAAUAUUCCUGCUGCCCUCUCUUAAAAAGAAAAUCUGAACAUUUCCUUUAGAAAGCAUUAUUUAUUUUAUAACCCAAAGCAUUAAGUAUUUUGCAGUUAUUUUUAAUUGAUUUCAUUUUGUUUUAUUGCAAUUGCCUUGUUUGUAAGAUGUAAAAUGCAAAUUAAACUUUUUCUAAUGAACUGUA
Messenger RNA from Eublepharis macularius, 5422 nucleotides. It is a transcript of the gene UBE3C, whose product is annotated as ubiquitin protein ligase E3C. Gene Ontology annotation, biological process: protein polyubiquitination; ubiquitin-dependent protein catabolic process. The transcript is spliced from 23 exons. NCBI's taxonomy places the organism in Eukaryota, Metazoa, Chordata, Lepidosauria, Squamata, Eublepharidae. Bases 310 to 3564 code for a protein of 1084 amino acids. The record is from RefSeq and is a predicted model, not a curated record. Gene Ontology annotation, molecular function: protein binding; ubiquitin protein ligase activity.